CGUUGAAACCAAAUAAAUUACCCCAAUCCCAAAAGGCCCUUUUACCCAUUGUUUACAUUUUCCAUGCACCUAAUAACGUAAGAGAUCAUUCACUAUCCCUCAUUCUCUUCCUCUAAUCCUCUCUCCAAAGUCCAACCCCUUCAACCCACCAUGUCAAUAAAAAUCCGUCAAAUCAAAGCACCAAUUAUCCUCAAUUUGAUCCUUUUGCUUAUUUCUGUUACUCUCCCAAUCAAAGAUGUUGACUCAAGGAAGCUUGACGAGACCACAAAUAAUGGUAAUGAGAAAUGCGCCCCAUGUGGUGGUAACACACCAUCCCCUCCACCAAUAAUAUAUCCAUCACCACCGCCGCCAAUACUAUAUCCAUCACCGCCGCCGCCAAUACUAUAUCCAUCCCCGCCGCCGCCACUAAUAUAUCUUUCACCGCCGCCACCUUCACCCAAUAAACCACCAUCAGUGUAUUAUCCACCGCCACCUUCACCCAAAAAACCGCCAUCAGGGUAUUAUCCACCGCCAUCGCCGUCAUACAACAUAUACAAUACUGGGCCACCGGGUAAUUUGUAUCCUAUUGUUGAGAAUUUCAACAGAGCUCGUCCCAGACACCACUUCAGUUUGCUUCUGUUCUUGCCACUUUUAUUGGCCCUUUUGGUGAUUGGCAUGUGAAGAAAUUUAAGUGAUUCAGAUCAUUCAGACAUAGAAGAAUAUUCAUGGAUUAUGGUUGUAGUUAAGAAUAGCAUGAUCUUGAAUAAGGUAAGGGGCUGGAGAAUUUCAGACUCAAUGAUUAUAUUGUUUUAAUUAAUCUUC
Molecule: messenger RNA, 801 nt
Organism: Abrus precatorius (Indian licorice)
Lineage: Eukaryota; Viridiplantae; Streptophyta; Magnoliopsida; Fabales; Fabaceae
Product: extensin-1-like
Exons: 1
Coding region: 151-660 (169 amino acids)
Source: RefSeq, a predicted model, not a curated record